CGUGCUCAGGCAAGUGAUGGCGGCGCUGGUUGUGUCCCGGGCAGCGGAGCAGGGCGGCCGAAACGGCCCUGGCAGAGGGGCACCGACAGACCCUGAAAAGGGGUCCCUAUUCCACCUCAGUCUGGCUGCGGCCAAAGACAGACACCAGCUCAGGCCUUAUAUCCAUUCUAGUUCGGGCCCCUCGGGGCCGCGUGGCCAAUCAGAUCCCCCCUGAGAUCCUGAAGAACUCCCAGCUGCAGGCAGCAAUCCAGGUCCUGCCUUCCAACUACAACUUUGAGAUCCCCAAGACCAUCUGGAGGAUCCAACAAGCCCAGGCCAAGAAGGUGGCCUUGCAAAUGCCGGAAGGCCUCCUCCUCUUUGCCUGUACCAUCGUGGAUAUCUUGGAAAGAGAAAGAAACCAAUCCCAGCGUCUUCAAAGCUGCACCCAGAGCAGGUGGUAGGACCCAGGGAGGAACCUGAGAAUUCUCCAAGCCGCCCCUGAAAUGUGCUGAGUGGUUCACGGAGGCUGAAGUGAUGGUGAUGGGUGACGUGACCUAUGGGGCUUGCUGUGUGGAUGACUUCACGGCGAGGGCCCUGGGAGCUGACUUCUUGGUGCACUAUGGCCACAGUUGCCUGGUUCCCAUGGACACCUCGGCCCAAGACUUCCGGGUGCUGUACGUCUUUGUGGACAUCCGGAUAGACACUGCCCACCUCCUGGACUCUCUCCGCCUCACCUUUCCCCCAGCCACCGCCCUUGCCCUGGUCAGCACCAUUCAGUUUGUGUCGACCUUGCAGGCAGCCGCCCAGGAGCUGAAAGCUGAGUACCGUGUGAGUGUCCCACAGUGCAAGCCCCUGUCCCCUGGAGAGAUUCUGGGCUGCACAUCCCCCCGACUGCCCGAAGAGGUGGAGGCCGUUGUGUAUCUUGGAGAUGGCCGCUUCCAUCUGGAGUCUGUCAUGAUUGCCAACCCCAAUGUCCCCGCUUACCGGUAUGACCCGUACAGCAAAGUCCUGUCCAGAGAGCACUAUGACCACCAGCGCAUGCGGGCUGCUCGCCAGGAAGCCAUAGCCACCGCCCGCUCCGCUAAGUCCUGGGGCCUUAUUCUGGGCACUCUGGGCCGCCAGGGCAGUCCUAAGAUCCUGGAGCACCUGGAAUCUCGACUCCGAGCCUUGGGCCUUUCCUUCGUGAGGCUGCUGCUCUCUGAGAUCUUCCCCAGCAAGCUUGGCCUACUUCCCGAGGUGGAUGUGUGGGUGCAGGUGGCAUGUCCACGUCUCUCCAUUGACUGGGGCACAGCCUUCCCCAAGCCUCUGCUGACACCCUAUGAGGCGGCCGUGGCUCUGAGGGACAUUUCCUGGCAGCAGCCCUACCCGAUGGACUUCUACGCUGGCAGCUCCUUGGGGCCCUGGACGGUGAACCACGGCCUGGACCGGCGUCCCCAGACCCCGGGCCGACCCACGCGGGGGAAGGUGCAGGAGGGGUCCACGCAUCCCCCUUCAGCCGUGGCUUGCGAGGACUGCAGCUGCAGAGACAAGAAGGUGGCGCCGCUUGCUCCUUGACAAGCUCCGGGGCCUCAGGGUCCUGCCCUCCAGAGGAGCAGCCUCGAGGCUGGUGGUUUUCAGAGCAGGAGGCGGACGUUUUCUCCGCAUUGGAAGAGCCCGCCGUAUGCAGGGGCCUGGAGGAAUCCCUGGGGAUGGUGGCGCAGGCACUCAGCAGGCUGGGGCCUUUUGACGGCCUUCUUGGUUUCAGCCAAGGGGCUGCGCUAGCAGCCUUUAUAUGUGCCCUGGGCCAGGCAGGCGAUCCCCGCUUCCCCUUGCCACGGUUUAUCAUCUUGGUAUCUGGUUUCUGUCCCCGGGGCCUUGGGUUCAAGGAAUCCAUCCUGCAAAGGCCCUUGUCAUUGCCUUCACUCCAUGUUUUCGGGGACACUGACAAAGUCAUCCCCUCUCCGGAGAGUAUGCAAUUGGCCAGCCGAUUCCCCGGAGCCAUCACCCUCACCCACUCUGGUGGCCACUUCAUUCCAGCA
Messenger RNA from Macaca mulatta (Rhesus monkey), 1997 nucleotides. NCBI's taxonomy places the organism in Eukaryota, Metazoa, Chordata, Mammalia, Primates, Cercopithecidae. The record is from RefSeq and is a predicted model, not a curated record.